This is a messenger RNA of Suillus paluster, 735 nucleotides long. RefSeq lists its product as uncharacterized. The coding region runs from base 1 to 735 and encodes 244 amino acids. Lineage: Eukaryota; Fungi; Basidiomycota; Agaricomycetes; Boletales; Suillaceae. The transcript is spliced from 2 exons. The record is from RefSeq and is a predicted model, not a curated record.
AUGCCUAAGGCAUCUAUUGCUGAACUGGACACUUAUGACAAAAGCUACAAAAAAUUUGAUGCGUUUAUGAGUCAACUUUUCUUGUUGUUCUCCAGCAAGCCGUCGGUCUAUGCUAAUGACCAGAUGAAAAUUAUUAUGGCCCUUUCUUUUAUGAAAAAGGGGUUUGCCAGCACCUGGGCAACUAAUAUCACAAGGUGGUUGAGGGAAGGUGGCCUAACCUUCUCUGGUUGGGCAUCCUUUGAGAGGAAGUUGAAAGAGGUGUUUGAUGACCUGAAUAAGAAGCGGGCUGCACAGGACUAUGCUAAAAAGUAUGAUAGGAAUAAGAGAGCGAAUGAAAGAAGUGACGGAGAAGUGACGGGCAGAAGGAGGAUUGGAGAAGGAUGGGCUGGUCCAGGCUGGAUUAGAAUGGGAGGCUUACCGGGUAUGGGACAAGGCUCUGGAAAUCCAGGGACUGGGAUGGGGACAACUGGUACAAAUCCUAAUAUGGGGGGUCAAAUGGGCAUGGGCACUAAUAUAGGCGGCGGACAUACCUUUCCUGGUUGGGGCAAACCAAUGGACAUUGAUCGACAACAGGGAUGGGUAGGACUGCUCAAAUGCUACAAUUGUAAUUGUGGAGAGCUUGGGCAUAUUUCUCGCAACUGUUCUAAGCCACGGGGCUGGAAUGCUAUGAGGGUGGUCUUUGAAGGGUUAACCAAAGAACAGAAGGGAGAGGUAGCGGAGAUCUUUAACUUAUGA